AUGCCAGGACGGCGAGACAGGUUUUCCGGCAACAUACUACUAUACGACUACCUGUCAAGAAAACGAGCACCAAUCUUCCUAAACCGAAAUCUUACACAGAUCCUGGAUGCUCACGAGAAUCUAUUGAAGGGGGGUAAUAGGAGCGGCUGUAGAACCCCGAAUUUCGACUUUCGUUCCCAGUGGGAGCCCCCGUCCAGCGAUCAACUGGACAAGAUGAUGGUUCAAGAGAAUUACAAAGGUUCUUUCGUGCUUGAAGUGCACGCCAUUGGUUCGCAUCAUGGACAGACGACUGCACAUACAGACCGUGAUCAUAACCCUGCCAACAAAGUUCGGGUCUUGUUGCAGUUACUCAGCUCAAUCAGAGUCUCAAUCAUCCCGCCAUCUGACGUACCUGAUACGCGCUCUUUUGCACACGAGGCUGUUCUAAAAGGUGCAGAUAGAAGUCAUCGAGAAGCCUCAGUCGAAACCAGUCCUAUCAUCCUGAAGCCGAGAGAUUUCUCGGCCGAACCGGGAAAGAUUAGCAUCAACGAUAUGUACAGGAUGAUUCUGAGCGUCAAUUUUGCAAGUCAAACGGACGCACAAGAGCUAUACGGCUAUCUGGGGCUCCCAGGGGAAACAGCUACACAUCUGUCAACCUCAUAUCCCAACAUUCUCGAGUGUCCACCAGAUAAGAUCAGUUUGCCACUAAAAGCAGCUGGAAAGCCACUUGGGAUAAGUAUACAGAUAAGCAUGUAUUGGAACAGCACUGGACUUGGCGACUCAAUCCUCACAAAUCAUAAUCGUAACCUCAGAAGUGCCACAGAGCCACACAGCUCAUACCCUACCCCACCACGCGAUCUGGUACCGCGAUACAAGCUAACCUACGUCUACGGAAACGAGACUCUUGAGCGAUCAGACCUCGUCUGUCUGCAUUGCUCCAGAGGCAAGAAGCUUAAAGAGAUCCGCGAUCUUGAAAUGCACCUAAACGCCUGGCACGACAAUUUUGCCUACCAACUCGUCCCAGCAGGAACCGAUGCCAAUGGCGUUGCACACUGGCGAUUCAUCAGUGAAGUCGCAGAUUCAAAAGCUGACCAAAGAGCAAGCGGUCGUGCCGACGAACCCCGUGACGUACGCGUGCUUGCCCCGGACCGUCCUUUUGACAAACGCCGUUUCUUGGAGGGCGAUGACACCUACCAACGAGCCGCCCGAGUAGAAAAGCAUCUAAAAUACCCCAAAAGAAAGCAAAUAGCAGAUAUACUCCCACUUCCCGCACCACGCCAACGCAAACCCCCAAACGCCAUACAGGAACGGCCCCCCAAACACAAAAAAACCUUCAUCGUCCCCAAAGCACCACGAGGCAUCACUUUCUUCCGCUCCCUCAGCAAGCGGCCCCUGCAACCCGGCGAAUCCAUAAGCGAAAGCGACGACGAACUCGACGAAUCAUGGAUGCACCUACGCAAACAUGCGGAAAUAGACAAACACGACUUAUCGCCACCUGCCCGCCAGUUCAUCAAACUCUUCGACGACUUCAUGCACGAGGAGAGUCUCCACGCCGACAUCCACGCGGGCGACGCCAUCAUCCGCUUCGCGCGCCGUGGAAAUCCCAUAUGGAACGAGGAUUUGAUCCACGAGUUUGUCAAGAAGCUGAAGGAGUUGUUGGAAGACGAUGUUAUUUCCAAAGAAGUUCACGAUGCAGCUAUUGAGAUUGUGGAGGCGCAAAAGAAGACUAGUAGUAGUAAUAACAACAGUAGUAGUGGUAACGACCUCUCGCAGCGCCUAGCGGAACUCAAUGUCCAGCGGGGCGAGGACGCUGAGCCGCCAUUCGAUAAGUGCUAUUGUGGCGGAGACGCGGCAGUGAGCCCGGGGAUGCAGGGUAUAGUUGCUUGUAGGAAUAUUGUAAGAUUGUAUACGGCGUAUUUUUCAUCACGCAUGCAUACAAAAGCACUCUAA
Bipolaris victoriae FI3 is the source of this 1929-nucleotide messenger RNA. RefSeq lists its product as hypothetical. The record is from RefSeq and is a predicted model, not a curated record. The coding region runs from base 1 to 1929 and encodes 642 amino acids. The transcript has 2 exons. Lineage: Eukaryota; Fungi; Ascomycota; Dothideomycetes; Pleosporales; Pleosporaceae.